GUUAAAUUUUUAGUCGAUUUACGUAGUGAUCUUAUUACAGUACUAUCACAUCCACAAUUAGUAUCGGAAAUGGGACCAUCAAGUAAAGUUUAUUUAAGAUUAUUAUCAUCACAAUUAUCCGAUUUACUUUCGCUAUGGUUUAAUGCCGGUUUUCUUCGUCUUGAACGUGUUACAUGGGAUUCACCUACAUCGAUUCUACAAAAAAUAACUGAAUAUGAAGCCGUACAUCCAAUACGUAAUUGGUUAGAUCUAAAACAUCGUCUUGGACUGUAUAGACGUUGUUAUAUGUUUUCACAUUCAUGUCUUCAAGGUGAACCAUUGGUUAUUUUACAUGUAGCAUUAGUGCCAUCGAUUUCAUCAUCUAUUCAGGAAAUAAUUCGGCGAACAAAUAUACAACAGGGUAAUGAUAAUGAUAUUCAAUCAAAAACAUCAAAUUUAUUGAAUGGAUUCGCUGAUGAUAAUAAACAUGAUGCAUUAAGUUCACCAAAAGAUGAUCCAACAUCACCAACAAUAACAACAAUGAUUAAUGGAAAAACAUUUAAAUUACAAUCAUUUUCACGUUCACCAAAAUUACAUCAACAAUUUGAAGAUCCUAAUCUUGUCGAUGCUGCUGUAUUUUAUUCAAUAUCAUCAACACAAAAAGGCCUGAAUGGUAUUGAUUUGGGUAAUCAAUUGAUUAAACAAGUUGCUGGCGGAUUGAAAGCUGAAUUUCCAUUAAUGACUAGAUUUAGUUCAUUAUCACCGAUACCAAAUUUUACUGAAUAUUUAUUAACAGCAAUACAGGCAAUACAACGACAAGAUGAUUCAAAAGGUUUUCGUAAAAUAUGGAUGCGUUAUUCAGAUUAUGAACGUCUUUGUGGUAUAUUAGCUGUUAAAGAUGAACAAACAUUUUGGAAUCGUUUAAUACAAUUAUUACGUUCAGGUAAUUGGAUAACUGAUCAAACAUUAGUUGAAUCAUUUCGUGAACCAUUAAUGCGUAUUUGUGCACAUUAUUUAUAUCAUGAAAAACGUCGUGGUUAUGCUUUAAAUCCAGUUGCAAAUUUUCAUAUGAAAAAUGGUGCCAUUAUGUGGCGAUUAAAUUGGCUAGCUGAUAUAUCAACACGUGGCCUUUCAAAUUCAUGCGGUAUGAUGGUUAAUUAUAGAUAUUUUCUAGAACGUCAUCAAGAAAAUAGCCAAAUCUAUAUGAAUGAAAAAAGAAUUAUAACUGGUGAUCAAUUUGAAAAAUGGUUACCAUAAUCAUUUUAUGAAUAAAUCAAACGGGAAAAUACAAUCAUAUCAUAUACUCCAACCGACCAAAACAAACCAACUACCACAAUCAUCCAAUUAUAAUCAUUGCCAUCAUUAUAAUAACAAAAUUUAUAUAUUCCU
Messenger RNA from Dermatophagoides pteronyssinus (European house dust mite), 1368 nucleotides. Its product is annotated as malonyl-CoA decarboxylase, mitochondrial-like. Gene Ontology annotation, biological process: malonyl-CoA catabolic process; acetyl-CoA biosynthetic process; fatty acid biosynthetic process. Gene Ontology annotation, cellular component: peroxisomal matrix; mitochondrial matrix. NCBI's taxonomy places the organism in Eukaryota, Metazoa, Arthropoda, Arachnida, Sarcoptiformes, Pyroglyphidae. Gene Ontology annotation, molecular function: malonyl-CoA decarboxylase activity. The record is from RefSeq and is a predicted model, not a curated record.